GCGUGUGUCUGCUGUACCAGCUGCUCUACGUCAUGGACGCCACGCCGCACUACUCGCCCGUGCUGCACCUCCUCUCCCUCUCGCUGCGCCGAGCCACACCACAGGAGCUGGCAGAGGCUUCUUCCUCCAUCUCAACUCGCCGCCAGCGAGAGUCUGAGCGCCUGCCAGGUUCACCUGCGAUACGGGUGGCCCAUGCAGGCAUCCCAGUGCCUGCUGAUCGCUCCCUGUGUCCGCUCUGCCUGUGUCGUCGCACCAACCCCACUGCCCCUGGCACCUCCGGCUUCAUCUUCUGCUACCCCUGCAUCUUCGCCUACGUGGAUAAG
Closterium sp. Naga37s-1 is the source of this 323-nucleotide messenger RNA. The record is from the annotation of a GenBank genome assembly. Lineage: Eukaryota; Viridiplantae; Streptophyta; Zygnematophyceae; Desmidiales; Closteriaceae.